AUGGCUCUACCGAAGAGAAUCAUCAAGGAGACCGAGAGGCUCAUGGCUGAACCUGUCCCCGGCAUCAGCGCCAUUCCCCACGAAGACAAUCUCCGGUACUUUGACGUUGAGAUCCACGGCCCCUCGUCAUCUCCGUACGAAGGCGGUGUCUUCAAACUCGAGUUAUUCCUCCCCGAUGACUACCCGAUGGCGCCUCCCAAGAUCCGCUUCUUGACCAAGAUCUUCCAUCCCAACGUUGAUAAACUCGGCCGAAUCUGCCUGGACGUCCUGAAGAACAACUGGUCCCCUGCGUUACAGAUCCGGACCAUUCUGCUGUCCAUUCAAGCCCUGCUCGGCGCUCCGAACCCUGAUGACCCACUGGCUGCCGAUGUCGCCAAGAGUUGGAAGGAGGAUGAAGCAGCCGCCAUCGCCACCGCGAAGGCCUGGACACAGCAAUACGCGGUCCCGAAAUAG
This is a messenger RNA of Chaetomium fimeti, 453 nucleotides long. Its product is annotated as ubiquitin-conjugating enzyme/RWD-like protein. Lineage: Eukaryota; Fungi; Ascomycota; Sordariomycetes; Sordariales; Chaetomiaceae. The transcript is spliced from 4 exons. The record is from RefSeq and is a predicted model, not a curated record. The coding region runs from base 1 to 453 and encodes 150 amino acids.